Molecule: messenger RNA, 291 nt
Organism: Acanthocheilonema viteae
Lineage: Eukaryota; Metazoa; Nematoda; Chromadorea; Rhabditida; Onchocercidae
Source: the annotation of a GenBank genome assembly
AUGUACAAUAGAACGUAUGGUAUCUUAAGUGUUGGCCUGAGUGAUGCAACAAGUGCUGGUUGGGUAACAGUUUCAAUGUAUUGGCAAAAUCCAACGAAACAGUAUAUGGCCAAAUAUUCGUUGAAUUUAUAUGCCGAUUUAUGUAAAGAUAAUUUUCCAAUGCCUCUCAUUUUAAUGGAAUGUCUAGGAUACAACCACUGUGGACGAAUGUAUUUAAUGAAUUCAGCAGAAGAUGAAAUAAGCUUGCGACAAAUUUUUUCACGUUCAGCUAUUUACGAGGAAGAAGCAUAG